This is a messenger RNA of Microcebus murinus (gray mouse lemur), 1895 nucleotides long. Lineage: Eukaryota; Metazoa; Chordata; Mammalia; Primates; Cheirogaleidae. The record is from RefSeq and is a predicted model, not a curated record.
UUCAUUUUAUGGGCAUUCACUGCGGCGAUGGCUCAGCCACAGUCCCUGCCCUAAAGGGAGGAGUUCCCAGACUAGCCAGAAAAAAAAGUGGGAAUAACCUCAUUAGCACACUUUGAUAAGCGCUGUGGUGGGGAUGGACGAUGAUAACAUGGGCCUGGGUGUGGGGAGAAGUGACCCCAUCCAUCUGGAGAGGUGAGGGCAAACUUUCCGGAUACUGUGGCGCUGGAGCUGAUGAGCAGGAGUUAACCAGAGCAGAAGCCCACAGGUGGGCUGGCAGAGGAGGUGGAUGACAAAGUUCUUCAUGCUGCUUUUAUUCCUUUUGGAGACAUCACAGAUAUUCAGAUUCCUUUGGAUUAUGAAACAGAAAAGCACCGGGGAUUUGCUUUUGUUGAAUUUGAGUUGGCAGAGGAUGCUGCAGCAGCUAUCGACAACAUGAAUGAAUCAGAGCUCUUUGGACGGACAAUUCGUGUCAAUUUGGCCAAACCAAUGAGAAUUAAAGAAGGCUCUUCCAGACCAGUUUGGUCAGAUGAUGACUGGUUGAAGAAGUUUUCUGGGAAGACUCUUGAAGAGAAUAAAGAAGAAGAAGGGUCAGAGCCUCCCAAGGCGGAAACCCAGGAGGGAGAGCCUGCUGCAAAAAAGACCAGGUCAAAUCCUCAGGUGUACAUGGACAUCAAGAUCGGGAACAAGCCAGCUGGCCGCAUCCAAAUGCUCCUGCGUUCAGACGUCGUGCCCAUGACAGCAGAGAACUUCCGCUGCCUGUGCACCCAUGAAAAGGGCUUCGGCUUCAAGGGGAGCAGCUUCCACCGCAUCAUACCCCAGUUUAUGUGCCAGGGCGGCGAUUUCACAAACCACAACGGCACUGGGGGCAAGUCCAUCUACGGGAAGAAGUUUGAUGAUGAAAAUUUCAUCCUCAAGCACACAGGCCCAGGCCUACUCUCCAUGGCCAACUCUGGCCCAAACACCAAUGGCUCUCAGUUCUUCCUGACAUGUGACAAGACAGAUUGGCUAGAUGGCAAGCACGUGGUGUUUGGCGAGGUCACUGACGGCCUGGAUGUCUUGCGGCAGAUUGAGGCCCAGGGCAGCAAGGACGGGAAGCCAAAGCAGAAGGUGAUCAUCGCGGACUGCGGGGAGUUUGUGUGAGAGGCCUGCUCUUGCUCCUGUGCACCCAGGAGGGAGCUGCCAGCCUCAGCUGUCUGAAGCAGGCAGCGUUUGUGGCAUGAGCCCUUCCUCAGGGUCAGCUUGGAGCAGCUCAUCUGCCAGUACAGCCUGGACUUUUUCCAAGAGUGGCUGUGGGCCCCAGAGCCAUGGGCAGGCUAUACGUGGCUACCGGCUUUUCCCAGCAUUUGCUGCUGGGUCUGUCCUGGGCUUUUGAACAUUGUCUUUGCUAAAAUAAAUCCUAGUUCUUUUGUACUGCUGCCUCCAGCUAUUAAUAGUUCCCGGGAAUUGCCAGAGAUAGUCUCUCUGUGGCUAAGCUGUCCUCCUGAGGCAAGCUGGCAAGUGGGUAGGGCGUAGCCUCUUCCCCAUAGCUUUCAUUUCCUCCCUUGGGCCAGUCCCCUUAGAUGCCAAAUGAUGUAUCUUCAUUCAGAUACCCGUGUCAGACCACAUCAGGACAAUGGAAAUCAAAGAUAGGGGGAAAGCCUGGUCUGCUGCUGCCUCUGCUCCUAAACUCAGCUGCCAGUCUUAUAGCCAGCAAGUAUACUGAUCAGUUUCAAUGAUUCAUUUAUUUAUUUGUUCCCCUUCGUUCUAUGGAUUUUUUAAAUGAUAUUUUAUAACUCAAAGUGCCUUCUCUCUACAAGGUACUAUGCUUGUCAGGAGACAGGAGGUCAGCAAACUACAUGGGCCUAAUCUAGCCCACUGCCUGUUUUUGUGAAUAAAGUUUUAUUGUAACACAGCCA